UGUUGUUGUUGUUGUUGUGCUCUGUGCAUCGGAACCUAUUUAUAAUAUAUCGAUUCUCUCUCCCCUCGAUCCCGAAACUGUUCUUCCUCUCUUACAACCUUUCUCCUCUUCCAACUUUUCCUGUCUAUACUGUUCGCCGUUUUGUCCGAUGUUGAAAGCCUUGCCUAGCCAUUCCCCCGAGCCUGUAUCGGUAGUGAGUGGGUCUACAUGCAAUGGGAUUACAGUUAGUGGUAAUCCUUGCAAGCAGUCUGUAGCCAACGGAUUCUUUAACGAACACGGGCAAGUGUUUUGUUAUAAUCAUCAGAGGCAGGCGAAAGUGGGGAAUAUAUUUUUAAAGGAACGGUGGGAGGAUGAAAAACCGAAACGCAGUCUAGUGACUGGGAAAUCCAAUAACAAGCCCACCAGCCAGCGAGCAGAAGACGAUGGUUCCAUGCGCCAACUGAUUACUCAGUUCAAGCGCUUAUUCCACCCUGCGUCGUCUGCGAAGUACCAGGAUGCGGCAGCAGUGGCAACGAAACAUGUCAUAAACGAUCAUAAACACCACCUGCCUCAGGUUCGACGGCAACCGCUACAGCCACUACAGCCUGCAUCUCGCGCUGUCAUAUCACCUGCCGCGCUUCCCAUAACACCAUCUACUCCCGUCACUGAAAAAGUCCCCAUAUUACGACAAUGUCAGGCCAUUAAUCGCCAUAAUGGCAGGCAAUGUUCGCGAACAUUCAAAGGCGAAAUAGAGACAUUUUGUUUCCAACAUCGCAAGAUCCCGCUUCAAGCUCACGCGCUCGUUCAGCCCUUACCAGCACUACCCAACAUUCUGCUUAAAGAUUUUGCUCGGUAUAUUCCCGAUCACCUUUCGGUCAACACCAAGAAACUGCUGUAUCAGGAGUUGAGCAAACCAUUAUCUCAAUCCGAUAGCCCAGGUUAUAUCUAUACCUACAUGCUCACGUCGUCGUCGACUGCCACCCACGCCCUGUUCAAAAUAGGACGAACCAAAAAUCUCCACAGACGGAUGUAUCAAUGGGUUUCAAAAUGUGAAUACGUGCCGAAAUUGGUCGAGUGUUUCCCGCGCACAGAAGAUGAAGAGCAGGUUCGGUUCUCUCAUCGUGUUGAACGGCUAGUUCACAUUGAACUAUCCGACAGGUACCGGGCCGAUGCAGAAGUCUGUGGUGGCUGCGGUGGGAUGCAUCGCGAAUGGUUUAAAGUCGCUAGAAGCAAAGGCAUGUCUGAUAAAGACAUGUGGCUUGUUCUCAGGGAGGUUGUUGUGCGAUGGGUCAACUAUGUUGCCAAAGCUGCCCCACCCAUGUAGAAAACCUAGAGAACAUUUCACUACCACCUUCAUCCACCACUGUGAGGUCAUGUAAAUUAUUCCAUUGUAACAUCACCACUGCAUUUUGUAUAAUAAACGAGGUAACGAAUGAGCCUGAGGACUAUUCAGCCAUGCUAAACAUUAUUGGAAACUAUUAUGUGCGUGCGUUCAAUUGGACUUGGU
Umbelopsis ramanniana AG is the source of this 1486-nucleotide messenger RNA. RefSeq lists its product as uncharacterized. The record is from RefSeq and is a predicted model, not a curated record. Lineage: Eukaryota; Fungi; Mucoromycota; Umbelopsidomycetes; Umbelopsidales; Umbelopsidaceae. The transcript is spliced from 2 exons. The coding region runs from base 149 to 1303 and encodes 384 amino acids.